Cavia porcellus (domestic guinea pig) is the source of this 833-nucleotide messenger RNA. RefSeq names its product SPT4 homolog, DSIF elongation factor subunit (gene Supt4h1). Gene Ontology annotation, biological process: transcription elongation-coupled chromatin remodeling; regulation of transcription elongation by RNA polymerase II. Lineage: Eukaryota; Metazoa; Chordata; Mammalia; Rodentia; Caviidae. The coding region runs from base 218 to 517 and encodes 99 amino acids. The transcript has 4 exons. Gene Ontology annotation, molecular function: zinc ion binding; RNA polymerase II complex binding. The record is from RefSeq and is a predicted model, not a curated record. Gene Ontology annotation, cellular component: nucleus; DSIF complex.
CGAGCCGGCCAGGUGGCUGCCGCCUGCCCCUCCGCCCCUCCCAGGCGGGAGAAACCAUCUCCUCUACAGGGGGAGGGCCGGAGCCAGCGCCCGGCUGCACCGGAAGAGGAAGUGUCAGGAGCCCGGAGGUGGCUGGCAUUCUGGGUAGUGAGCUGUUUACUUCCUGUGGGUGUGGAGGCUGUGCCUGCGUUCCCGGCUGGUCUCCGUAUCCAGGAAGAUGGCCCUGGAGACGGUGCCAAAGGACUUGCGGCAUCUGCGGGCGUGUCUGCUGUGUUCUCUGGUCAAGACUAUAGACCAGUUUGAAUAUGACGGUUGUGAUAAUUGUGAUGCGUACCUACAAAUGAAGGGUAACCGAGAGAUGGUGUAUGACUGCACCAGCUCUUCCUUUGAUGGAAUCAUUGCCAUGAUGAGUCCAGAGGACAGCUGGGUCUCCAAGUGGCAGCGAGUCAGAAUCGUGCGGGAGUUGAAAAGUCGAGGAGUGGCCUACAAAUCCAGAGACACAGCUAUAAAGACCUAGCAAGCAACAUGCAGGGCUGCAGCUCUGUGCUCUCCACCUCUUGCCUCUACUUAUUUUUUGGUUGCUGGACUGAAUGGCAGUCUUCAAACACUCCCUGCCCUUCAUCUUGGAGAAUCAGCUGGCUACUGAGAGAACAGCUGCCUGUGCCAGGGCCAUUUCACUUCUUUGGACUACUUCCUGGUGGAGGUGGGAGGGUUUGGGCUGGUAGAUUCAGAGACUGAAUUGAGAAAAGAGUAGGAUGUUGGUUUUCCUACUCACCCACGGACACGACCCUGAGUCAAAUACCAAUAAACAUGAACCCUGAAAAAUUCUUAAA